Messenger RNA from Echinops telfairi (small Madagascar hedgehog), 1554 nucleotides. RefSeq names its product hyaluronidase PH-20. Bases 1 to 1554 code for a protein of 517 amino acids. NCBI's taxonomy places the organism in Eukaryota, Metazoa, Chordata, Mammalia, Afrosoricida, Tenrecidae. Gene Ontology annotation, cellular component: acrosomal vesicle. Gene Ontology annotation, biological process: carbohydrate metabolic process; hyaluronan catabolic process. The record is from RefSeq and is a predicted model, not a curated record. Gene Ontology annotation, molecular function: hyalurononglucosaminidase activity. The transcript has 4 exons.
AUGGGAGUGUUGGGGAUCACACACGUCUCCUCUGGGAGGGUGGGGUGCAGGGGAGCAUUCCAGGAAGUGCUUGUCUUCAUUCUGCUCCCAUGCUGCCUGACACUCCAAUGGGCAGCACCAAAUGUAUUCUCCAAUGAUUCUAUUCUCUGGGCCUGGAAUUCCCCCAUGGAAUUAUGUGCCAAUAAAUUUAAUGUGCCUCUAGAUCUGAAACUCUUUUCCUUAAUAGGAAGCCCCAGAAUACAGUCAAUAGGACACAGGAUUGUAAUAUUUUAUGCUACUAAACUUGGCCUCUACCCUUUUAUAAACGAAAACACAGACACAUGUGUGAAUGGUGGCAUCCCCCAGUUGGGAGAUUUAAAAGAGCAUUUGAUGAAAGCCAAGAAUGACAUUCUUUCUACGGUACGAGCAAACCAGACAGGCUUGGCUGUUAUUGACUGGGAGGAUUGGAGGCCCACUUGGGAUAGGAACUGGAAGCCAAAAAACAUCUACAAGGAUUUAUCUGUUGAGCUGGUUCAACAACAAAAUGCACAUCUCAGUAUCUCUAAUGCCACCAAGGUGGCCAAACAGGAUUUUGAAAGGGCAGGAAAGACUUUUUUUCUUGAAACUUUAAAAUUGGCUAAACAACUUCGUCCACAAUAUCUAUGGGGUUAUUAUCUUUUCCCUGAGUGUUAUAACCAUGGUUCCGCGAGACCUGGUUAUGACGGAAGUUGCUUUGAGAUAGAAAAGAGGAGAAACGACCAGCUCUUCUGGUUGUGGAAGGAAAGCACCGCCCUUUUCCCAAACAUGUAUUUGCACUCUCGCCUCAGUUCUACACCCCUCGCUGCGCUCUUUGUCCGGAACCGUGUUCAGGAAGCCUUUCGGCUUUCUGAUUUACGAGACCCAAAAGACCGAGUUCCCAUUUAUUUUUAUGCCCACCCAGUUUUUAAUGAUGUGCCUUCCAUGUACCUUUCUCAGUAUGACCUUGAGAAUACAAUUGGGGAAAGUGUUGCUUUGGGUGUCCCUGGAAUUGUUUUCUGGGGAGCCCACAAUUUGACACGAAACGCGCAAGCCUGCAUAAUCCUAGCCAAUUACCUGAGGACUACGCUGAAUCCUUACAUCAUCAACCUCACUUUAGCAGCCAAAAUGUGCAGCCAAGUGCUUUGCGAAGGAGCAGGAGUGUGUACCAGGAUAGACUGGAAUUCAACUGACUACCUUCAUCUGAACCCAAAGAACUUUGUUAUUCAAACCGGGAACGAUGGACAGUUUACAGUAAAUGGGAAACCCACCCUAGAUGACCUGAAGUAUUUUUCUGAAAAAUUUGAUUGCCGUUGCUAUGGAAGUGAUGUUUGCAAGUUGAGAGAUGUAGAAAAUACUAAUAUAGAUGGUAUUAAGGUGUGCAUUACAAAUGGUGUUUGUAUAGGCAGUUUGGUAAAGGAGAUAGAUGGAUUUCUCUUCAGCCAGCAAGGCCCAGUAGAAAGCAGGGAAGCUGAUGCGUGCCCUGACUCUGUUCUGCUUACUGAAGCUAUCCAAAACGUCAAGAAGACCUCGCAGAUUCCUGAGAAUGGCAACUACUGA